This is a messenger RNA of Spodoptera exigua (beet armyworm), 393 nucleotides long. The record is from the annotation of a GenBank genome assembly. Lineage: Eukaryota; Metazoa; Arthropoda; Insecta; Lepidoptera; Noctuidae.
AUGGGGCGGGUGCCUCGGGUGUCCAUGGGCGGCGAUGAUUGCUUACCAUCAGGGCGAAUUCAGCGAAACUCGCGCCUGAAAGGGAUUUUCAGCGUCCUGCGGCGCGGCGGGUCUCAGCGGGUCUCAGCGGGGUGCGGUGGGGUGCGCGGGGGCGCGGCGGGCGCUCGGGGCGCCGGCUCCGGCAGUGAGCGACCGCCGUCCGCCGCGACUGCCCGUGUGUGCCCGCCCUUAGCCGCGCCCCACACAUACGUGAACACUUUUGUCCCUAGGGAGAACUACAUUAUCCUUGAGAUUCCCUGUGCAUGGCGGCAGGUCACCACUGAGCCAUCGUCUUUUAUGAGGUCACUGGGUCAACUAGAGACCACACUCUAUGAGUUGGUAGGGGGUCCCUAA